Messenger RNA from Amoebophrya sp. A120, 1155 nucleotides. The record is from the annotation of a GenBank genome assembly. NCBI's taxonomy places the organism in Eukaryota, Dinophyceae, Syndiniales, Amoebophryaceae.
UGGCGUUUGAUUGUUCGAGAUCUAGUUCCCUAUCCCUGCGACCUCAUGCAGGCGUGUCCUGCAUGGGGCUGCGGUCUGGCUGGUGCGCAGAGAAUACCGCUUGUUCGUUUCCUCUUGUGAUCUUAGAUAGUCGUUGAACAAGAGUGCUGUGCAAGACAAGCCAGAGUCGCAGGAGUGACAAAAGCAUCGAUGCAGGUAUGAGGGCAGAGCGAUUACUGGGACCAGCAAUAUUUGGCGGCGCUUCUCUUUCGAGCCAUACAAGCGCACGCUCGAGCUAUUUGCGGCUUUUGAUGGAGAGGCUCUUGUGUUCAACAGAAGCUCCAUCUCGUCGAAUUCUUUACGUUUCCAUAGUCUAGGUCUACUACUUCUCGUCGACCCAUUAGACAGAACUUCUCUACUACCAAAAAGAUGGCAGCUGUACCGGGUGCGGACGCGUUUCCCGGUGUUCCACCGGAACACAAGGAAUCGAUCGAGGAGAUUACACUGCACCAACAAAUCCGCACGUUGGAGAUCGAUUCGGCCUUGCUGCAGAUGCAGAAUAUUGAAAGGAAAAAGUCCCCCUCCCCAUAUCGGAAAGGUAUGUUUCCGAAAAUUUGUGUUGAAUCAAAUUUGUCUUGCAAGAAGACAAGGGCAGAAGCUUCCGUCCCAUUAUGGAAGCGCUUUGUCAUGCUGUUGCGCCUAAAGGGCAGCCGUUUGCAAUGCUGAGCAACUAGACUGGAUCUGGCCGCAGUGCCUUCCUGCAAUACAAGGUUUGUGUACACAAAUCCAGCAUCAGAAGUUCCGUUUUAAUAUCGGGAGGGGGCAUUUUCCACUUUGAUACAGAACCAGUUGCGCUCGCAGCGGUUGCUGCUCGAGGAGUGGGCGGAGUUUGCAAAGACAGAAGAAGAGAAAACCGCGUACCAAGCGGCGCAGGAGCAGUACGACGCAAUGGUGAAACAGCUGGACCGCUUGGAAAACCGGAAUAAGCCGGAAUAAGUUUCUACAGUGGAAGAGAAAGCGUCGUGCUGCGGAACAAGUGAGUAAAAACCGCAUUUGUUAUUUUCCUUCGUGUGAACAAUUCGAGGUUAACACGACGAAUUUUGAGGAUGAAACCACCAGCAGAAACAAUUCGCUUUUAAGGCCAGGAUUUUUUGUACGUGAAACACAGAAGCCGAU